UUUUUUCUUCUGUUUUGUAAACUAUUGUGAUGUGAUGGGCUAAAGCAGAACCAAUCUUUUCAUGCUCAGAAAUCAUCAAGAUGAUUAAAAUAAGCGCCUUAAAUGACGAGUCGGAGGACGAAAGCGGAUCUGAACUGGAGGUGACCAAGGAGGCGUUAGAGCAGAUCGCACUGCAGCAAUACUCUAAAGCUUUGGAUCUACAACGAAAAGGGAAUCUCAAGGAUGCUACGCAACUUCUGAAAGAUCUACUGGACACAGAACUGUUGUACGAUGUCCAAAAGCCAGCGCCCGGUGAGAAGGUCUCGGGACCUUUGUUUAAUUUGAAGUAUUUGUGUUACAAGAACCUUGCGGCUAUGAUGAGCUCUGCCGAUGACAUCGAAGGCGCUAUAGAGGCGUUCAUCGCCGCGUCGGACUUGGAUGACACCGACAUAACUCUUUGGCAUCGGCUGGGGAUGCUGUGUAUGCGAGGCAAGCGCUACGAAAUGGCUCUGCACGCGUUCCAGCGCGGCGCCGAACGAAACCCGCGCCACUGGCCCUGUCUCGACAAAAUAGUCACGCUGUUACUCGGCUUAGACUUCAAAGAGGAAUGCAUCUCCACCAUUUAUGAUACACUCCAACUUGAUCCUGGCUAUUUGAGAGGACUCGCUUACAGAAAACACAUUUUCACUGUGUAUCCAUACAUAAGAGAUUUCAUGGAGUACCUAAAUCCAAUUUAUAAGUGGAGUGAGAAAGAUGACGAACCAAUAGAUGAGGAUAAGUCUAAACAGUUGCUGAAGGAGGCAGAGGAGAUUCAUGAAACGUUUCUAGAGCAGCAAAGAGCAGAGCAGUUCAAGUAUGUGUUGCCUGAUUUGAAGUUGAGGAAGCCGAUUGCCAAUCUGACGUGGCUUUCAGUUGGGGAAUCUCUUGUGCACAUGCAUGAGUACAUGACAGAAAACUGUUACAGUCACGCUUGUCGUAUCGAACUUUUAUUUGAACAAGAGACGAAGGAAGAACCAAUGGAAGUAGUAGAGGAGGCUAAAGUCCAACAAGAGAAGUCAGAGUCAGAAGAAAACAUAAAACCAGAGGAGUCAAACACAGAUGCAAAUUCCACUGAAAAUAAAAAUACAAAAAGUGCACCCGAAUCUAAAAGUGCUGAAAAUGUGUCAGAGAGUGAAAACAAUGAGCUGUCAGAUAAAGAUAAAGCUGCAACUGAUACUGAAAAAGUUGAGAGUGAUGUGGAGAUGGUCCCGAGUGAACUGGCUUCAGAUGCUGCACCAGAGCCCAAAACAACUAAGAAAAACCCUGUACGUAGACGUGGCAGUGCACUCAGUUUUCUCCAGCAAUGGGAAUGGUGUUAUAAACGCAGAUCAGGCCGUAAAAAAGUCAAUCGUCAAGAUGAUGAAAACAUUUACGAUAUUUUGAGGAGCAUGGUUCCUGUGUGUUUGUCUCCAGAUAUUGUCCAAAAGAGAGAAAAUCAAGCUCAAAAUGAGACAAUAGAAACUGCAGAUUUGGAAAAGCUUUUUGAAGAAAAAGAGAGCCCAGAAAAAAAUACAGAAGAACUGUAUUUUGGAACAGAGUCAGAGCAGAAAGAUGUCAAGCAGUUUAUUGAUAAAUAUACAGAAAGUAAGAAAGACAUUAUUGAUAUAUUAAAAGACUAUUUAAGCAUACUAUCUGAUAAGUGGAAGUUGCUGUGGCCAGAAGGAUUAUCAAAGACAUUUAUUUCAGCAAACAAAUGCUAUGACAAUCAUAUUGAUGUACCAUCAUGCACUAAUGAUAAUCAUCCAGAACUGGUGCAUUAUGCCAAUGUCAAUGUGUUGGUAGAGGAAUUUACUGUCAAUGAGAAACUCCAGUCCAAUUCUGAUGACAAUAAUACACAUGACUUGAGUGUUAUAGAAACUAUAAGCAUUAUAAUUAAUAUGAAGCCACAUAUUUUUUCCAGUGACAAUUGUCUAGAACUAGUCCUGAGAACUCUCUGGGUGAAGCACCACAUUCAUAUACUGAACAAAUGCGAGGAAUUUGCAUUGGAUUGUAUGUAUCAGUUAGCUUAUGAGUUUGAAGCAAUGGGAGAACAUCAUGACACAUACAAUUUGAACUUGAUUAAUUUCACAUUCAAACCAAUGAUAAGUGAGGCUGAAAUAUUAGAUUCUAUCAAGUUUUUAGAAAGGAACAAAAAACUGUCAACUGUUAUGGAUUUGUAUGACAGAGGGAACUAUGAGGAAGUUCUAUCUAUAAUAACAGAUUCUUUUGAACAUUGUAAGAAUAUGGCAAAGAAACAAGAAGAAGAAAUGUCUUUAGAUUUUGCUGUUCAGUUGGCUCUGAUAUUGGACACUUAUUGGGCUCUCAACAAGGUGGACUGUUGCUUUAAGUGGGCCUUAAUCUGUCUGCAUGAGGCAUUAAAACACUAUUUUCGAUACACUACUGGUUCCUCAGAGUAUGAUAAAUGGACAACCACUGUUGUUAAAAUACUCUACUGCAUGGAUCACAUACUCACAACAGAGGGGUUAUCCUGUUUAGAAACAAUAUCACCGAAAGAAUUAAGCCAAGGUCUGGAAGACCUCAUAAGAGUAAUAGGGCAUCAAGUGGAAACUAAUGCUGCUGAGAUGCCAUUCGGAACUGUCAUUCCCUGGAUUAUAAUGCACUAUAUUUUACAAAGAGAGGAGGAUCAGGGUAGAGGCAGGACUCCUGGCGAUAAAGACAAAAUUGCGUGUGACGAAGUGCCAAACCCAUUGAUGGUGUUGUUCGUAGCACAUGAACAACUAGGAGGCAGAGGCUGGUGUUGUAAUUCUGAAGGGAAACUUCUCUACUUCAUCCUUGAUACGGUCGUGCCGAGGCUGCGAUCGCCCCUGUUGGCCAAAUCAUUGGAACAAGUUUGCCAGUACAUGGAGCAAUGUGUGUACUGUCUGUAUGGCCACCCUGGAAGGAAGAACAAGUUGAAAUAUCUUGUUGAUCAUAAUGUAACAGCACAUACUUUGGAUUGGCCAAGAGCGCAACAGAUAUACGAAAUUUUUAGACCUAUCACAAUGCCUCUUUUAGAAGGGAAGGUGACACCGAUUACAGUAGAUAUAGAACAAUUGUUCCUUCGCAUUUUGGCGCUGUUGCCAUCUGAGUGCGACCCACAAAAGUAUGUCCCUGAAAUAGAAAAAUAUAUUAAGGGCAUUGAAGAGAAGCUACCCACUAUUCCACCUCUUCUGCCAUACAAAAUGAAAGAUAUCUAUUUCCUUCUUGGAGAUUUUUAUUUUAAGAAAGAAGAUACUAAACAGUCUGUUAAAUUCAAUAUGUUGGACGUUGUAGUAAAUAACGAUCGCUUGGAAUCGUGGGCCGAGAUAUCUUUGGCUAAGAGUAAUAAUGUAGAGAGAAUAUUGAACUCUUGCAAGAAUCUUAACAAUGAAAGGGACUUUCUCAAUCCUGCAAAGUGUAUUAUCAGAUGCUACAAGCGCGCGUUGGAAAUCAAACCUUCACACUGCAACAUGUGGAUUGAGUAUGGCAUUUUCGUGUAUGCAGUUCACUCAUUCUGCUCGAGGUUGCUAAAGCAGGCCAGCGAGUCUUUGAGUAUGGAGAACUUUGAAUCUUUAGAAAAACAAAAAGAGGAAAUGCUUGACACUACGCGCAAAUGUUUCAUAACAGUAUUAGGGGAUUUAAAUAACAGCACCACUGAUGAUGAUUCUUGGCUUCCAUACUACAUAUUGGGUAAAGAAGCAGAAAAAAGAAACAAACAACCCUCAGUCUACAUGGAGUAUUACAUGCGAGGCGUCAAGAGCUUACAGGAAAUCGGAGCGACGUACCCGCUUAAAAUAAAUUACAGCUCACCAUCGCGUUUAUGCAUUGAGGUGUUGGAACUCCAUUAUAGGAUUCACGCUUCGAUUCUCAAGUAUAUCGAACAGCAUGAAAAUAAACCCAUUCCGAUAUCUGUAGGGAAAGUAUUCACAAGUUGCAUCGAAGCGUGGAAGAAAGGGCCUUUCUCGAAGAAACCUAAAAAAGAUGGCGUCGAAACAGAUACCGAGUCAAAACCUGCUGAAGCCGUGCAUGCGGCGAAUAUCCUCAAACGCUCAGUCAGCGACGCGGGCGAGGAGGAGACUCACGAAGCGAAAAGGCUUAAGUUGGAAUCGGCCGCCGCUAAAGUUAGGAGAUCUGCCUCGUACGACACCGAACGACUGUCACAAAAAGAAACAACGGUUAUCGCUUCUACAGAAGGAGCUACCGAAACUAAUAAAUCUGCCGAAGAAGUCGCUCCACCGUCUGAUACAGUAAUCGUUAAUGCUACAAAGGAAGAUUUGCCAAAUGCGUCAGAAGUCAAGCCGACAGAAGACGCAACAAAAGAAAGUACCGAAAAAGCCGUAGAGAAGAAAGACAGUGAUACAGAGAAAAAAGGCGAGAGUUCCAGCAGCACAUCGUCUUCAUCUUCGUCGGACUCUAGUUCCUCCGAUACGACAAGCAGCAGCAGCACCGAUUCGAGCAGCACCACCUCAAGUAAAUCCUCCAACGACGCCAAGUUUCUGACAGACGAAGAAAUCAUGAAAAUAGUAGGCGCCUGUCUAGACGCCCUAGAAGACUGCGCUAGUCGCUUCCCCCCACACUACAAAGCCAUUUACAGGCUCGCCCAUUACCACUUUUACUACAAAAAAGGGAAAGACAUAGAGAGGUGUCGGGACUUGAUGCUGUCAAACUUCACGUCCAGGGCGGGUCAGAAGUUGGCGGGGCUCUUCAGCGAGAAGAAACAUUCGAACUUCUUCAAUAACAUUUGGAAAAUACCGCACACCGAAGUCGACAGAGCAGGCAGCUUCGCGUUCCACAUGAGCCGCUCCGUGCAGCUAACCAUGGAGAUACUGAAAGAAAUAGAUGACCACAAAACUUUACUGGACCUCAGCGUGAAUCUGCAACGGACACCUGAACUCGACAAGAAAUACCUGCGCGACUCCGACAGGGAAGAAUUGGCUCAACAAGCUUUCUUGCUCUGCGUUCAGUCGCUGAAGGGCCAGGUGACGAAGUUCAGCCAGCAGGACGACUUGAGAAGCAACGACGUCGAGAAACAGGCGCUCAAGAGUUUGACCCUCGACAUCUACAGAGCGUACCAGCGCGUGCAGAAGCAGGCGAAUUCAAAGCAACUCACGAACCUGUUGAUCGAGGCCUACAAGCUGGUCUGCACGACGCCGAUCACGGAGAACAUGAAUCUGGUCGACCUGAGCAUGAAGUACUGCCAGGCGUUGAUCCAGGAGCGCAAGCAGCAGGCGACGCAGGCCAGCCUGGACAAGAGUCAGGCCCAGAAGAAGCAGGCGCCGAAGCCCGCGGAGGUCGCGAAGCCCGCCGUAAUUGUGACCACGAACCCGCCCAAAGUGGACCCCAAGCCGGCGGUACCAGCGUCCGCGUCAGGCCUGCCCAAGAUCUCGCCGCACGACAUAUCCGCCGCGUUCCAAAACUACCUGCCGAUGCUGAACGACCCGGUCAUGUCGCAGCAGGCGGCGGCCGCGCUGUCGCUCACGUACCUCAGCAACGCGCUGUCCGGCUACGGCUACCAGAACACGCUGCAGACAACUCUGCAGAACUCCUUCCAGGCGGAGUACUACCGCCAGCUGAUGGGCCUGUCGUCCUUCGGGAUGCCGCCGCAGAAGAAGCAGAAGCGCGGGCCGAAGCCCGGCGCGCCCCGAGCGGCGGCGCCGAGCAAGGCCAAGUCCUUCGCGGGCUCGGCGGCGCCGCCCGUGGCCAAAGUGGCGCCUCAAGUGGCUAAAGUGGCGCCGCAAGUGGCUAAAGCCGCGCCGACGCCGGUAAUUACCAGUCUUCAAAAGGCCGCGUCGGCGACUUUGGCGCCGAGCAUGGGGACUGUGUUGCCGACUCUGCCGGCGUCGAUGACCGCGAAUUUAUCUUCUUUUGGAGCGUCUCACUCUGCGCAUAGCAGUGCCCCGGCGCACGCGCACUUACCCUCAUCGCUAACGAGCACGACGCUACACUCCAAGCCGCCGCUUCCUCACCAGCAGGUGAGCCCAGGCAAAACGCUGCAAGAGAAACUGGCAGAGCGGCAGAAGCAUACGAAAUCUUCUGCCCAGGAUAUAACAGCGUCCAUCAGCAAGCUUCCUUCGUCCCUGACCAUCACCAAGAUGUCGGUAUCGAAGCCGCCGGUGGUGCAAGGCAAGAAGCCCGAGGUCAAAAAGUCCUUGUCGUUCACUGAACCGCGCCCGAAACAGAUCUCUACUGACGAAGUUAUUGUACUCGACGACGAUGAUUAGAUUUAAAAUAAUCAAUUGUAUGUAAUAAUUAGGAGUGUCAAAUAUAAUCGAAAUUAAAAAU
Messenger RNA from Ostrinia furnacalis (Asian corn borer), 6258 nucleotides. RefSeq names its product calcineurin-binding protein cabin-1-like. The record is from RefSeq and is a predicted model, not a curated record. Gene Ontology annotation, biological process: chromatin organization. The transcript has a single exon. Bases 81 to 6197 code for a protein of 2038 amino acids. Gene Ontology annotation, molecular function: protein binding; nucleosome binding. NCBI's taxonomy places the organism in Eukaryota, Metazoa, Arthropoda, Insecta, Lepidoptera, Crambidae. Gene Ontology annotation, cellular component: nucleus.